Scatophagus argus is the source of this 2960-nucleotide messenger RNA. RefSeq names its product protein inscuteable homolog (gene insc). Bases 571 to 2208 code for a protein of 545 amino acids. Gene Ontology annotation, molecular function: protein binding; cytoskeletal adaptor activity. The transcript has 13 exons. The record is from RefSeq and is a predicted model, not a curated record. Gene Ontology annotation, cellular component: apical cortex. Gene Ontology annotation, biological process: apical protein localization; regulation of asymmetric cell division; establishment of mitotic spindle orientation. Lineage: Eukaryota; Metazoa; Chordata; Actinopteri; Scatophagidae.
ACCCAGCUCCUCUCAUUUAUUUAUGUGGUCUGUGUUGUUCCCUUUCUUUUUUUUUAAGUCUUAUUUAAAAGUGCUUUACCUUGUCUUGUUGGCAGUUUCUCUCCAUCUGAUGAGGUCUGCAAUUACAUCUCACCAAAACUGGUCACUCUACAAUUACAUGCUCCACCACAGAAUCUAACUCCCCCCUUCCUCUGAACAGCACUGCUGCUCAUAUGGCAGACCGAAAUAGAAUAGUUUCAUGUCUGUUUGGAUGGCGGCCCAGCUGAAACUAUGCUCCGCUGCUUGACUGACAUGUGGGCUUUUUCUCCCCAAGACAAACCUUUAAGGCCAGUCACGUUCAGACUCUGAGCAGUUCGACUCCAGCAGGCUUUGGUGGUGGUUGGCCCAGCUGGGCUCCGAGACGGGAGUCAGAACGAGACGGAGACAGAGUUAGAGUGAGUGGAAGAGAGGACGGAGACAGACGGUUUGCAGUGAAGAGGACAAGAACCAGGGCCUGUAACUAUGAACCCUCUUGGGAACACUUAACCUCUCAGUCAGUGACCAAGAGAAUGGGUGCUGAGCUGAAGUAAGAUGGCCGCAGACAGGAUGGCGACUCCUCAGAGCAGCUCCAGACAGAGCAGCUCGCUCUCUUCAUCUCCAAUGAGUACCCGCAUGCAGUCUCUCCAGGUCGACUCAGUCCAGCGCUGGAUGGAGGACCUCCGCCACAUGACGGAGGUAGAGUGUAUGUGUGUCCUCCAGGCCAAACCCAUCGGAGUGGAGGAGGACGCCCAGCAGGGAGAGCUGAUUGUGGCGUCUGGGGUUGGCGCAGGGGACCACGUGGCCAGGAACAACCUUCAGACCCUCCUGCGGCGUGCGCUGGUCGUCAGCACGGAGCUCGGCAAGAUGUUCCAGAGACUGGAGAAAGGACGCUGGCAGCGGGUCCACAGCACCGCCGUGAGGGCGAACUGCCACGUGCGCUCGCUGGUGCACGAGUACAGCGCCGCCCGAAGCACACCACCUGACAUGCAGAAGUAUGAGAAAUCUCUGCUGGAAAAGUGCAUGGAGCUGACCAAUAUUACAGAAAGGUGUCUUCACACAGACGAUAAGUUCUUCCUGAAGUCAAUGAGGGACGCCAUCCAUGAGAUUCUUACAGACGUCAGCGAUUCCUUCAGCAACAUGAUCGACAUGGCUUUGGCCAAUGAGAUCAGGGUCCUUAUCAAACAGAUCGACUCAUCGGACAACGUUCACACCAUCAGCAGUGCCAUCAGCAACCUGCUGUCCCUCACCCAGGAUGGGCCUCAGCUCUGCAGCAUCAUUGCCAAGGAAGGAGCUGUGGUGGCCCUGUUUAAGAUCUGCAGGCAGGACCGCUUCAGAGACCUCUACGCUCACGCCCUGAGGACUGUGGCCUCCAUCUGCUGCGUGGAGGAGGGCAUCAACCAGCUGGACCAGGUGGAUGGGAUCUUGUGCCUGGCGGACAUCUUGACCGAUGAGAGCAGCGUGGAAGCAGCCAGGGCCGAAGCAGCGGCGGUCGUGGCUCAGAUCACCUCACCUCACCACACGUCCACUCAGCACCUCGCCAGCUUCCUGGAGAGCAUGCACGACAUCGUCACCGCGCUCAUCAAGUUGUGCGAGAGCGCCUCCUGUGGUGAAGUGUUCCUCCUGGCAUCUGCAGCCUUGGCCAAUAUCACCUUCUUCGACAGCAUGGCCUGUGAGAUCCUCCUGCAGCUGAAUGCCAUCCAGAUCCUGUUGCAGGCCUGCAGAGAUCGCCAGAGGGUCGACACGCCCUACUCCAAAGACCAGGUGGUGACAAUCUUGGCAAACCUGUCAGUCUUAGAGCAGUGUGCUUCUGAAGUCCUGCAAGAACAAGGAAUAGAACGACUGCUGCUGCUGCUGGGAGAGAAGCCAUCCUCCCCCAGUCCAUCAGAGGGCGCCGCCUGCGAGCGUGUUCAGCAGAAAGCUGCUGUCACACUGGCCCGUCUGAGCAGAGAUAAUGAUGUGGCCCAAACUGCCAUCCAGCUAAAAGCUGUUCCCCGUCUUAUCGAACUGUGUCGCUCCCCUACUGAGAGAAAUAACAGCGACUCAGUUCUGGUCGCUUGCCUGGCUGCCUUGAGGAGGCUGGCAGCAGGGUGUCCUGACAGCAUCGAGGCAGCCGACCACCAGCAGCUGAUCAAACCGCGGCUGGUCGACUCCUUCCUGCUGUGUUCCAACAUGGAGGAGAGCUUUGUAUGACGGCCUGCACAUCGAACUCGUGCACAUAAUGACACAGAGAGGACAAAUGAGCGGUUUCACUACAAAACAUUGUAUCCGUUUCCCAAGAUAGGAGCUUUGGUUCGUCACUCCCAGUGUCCCAAAUAGAUUGAUUUGUCCAGAAGUCAUACUGGACAUCAAGACUUUGAGCAGGUGGGCUGAAAAUGUACAUACAUUUGUUACCUGAAGCAACUCAGCGAUUACAUUAAAUGCAAUGAAUGUGUAAGGUGUUCUAGUUACAAAAAGGUCAUUAUUUUGUUCAACAGUAAAGUUAUCAGUAAUUGUUUUGUACGACUUCAGUGAAAGUAUAACCUGUUCUGAAAUGAAAGUUUAUAUGCUACCGCUGUGCAAUUUAUUUGAUAUUGUCUGAACACGUUGUAUCCAGAGCAUUUUGGCUAUCUGACAACAGAAAAAGAUCCUUCACACAAGUGGAUAAUACAAACACAAAUGAUCAUCUCAAGAUGUUUGUAUGGUUACAUUUCUCAAGCCUUUUUGUGUUGGUCUGUUAAAAAAGCAGCCACUUCAUUUGGAUAGCCAUUUACGGCUACAUUAAUAGAGUUCAGACUAUUACACGGUUGUUAUUUGAGUAUUUUAAUUGACAGGGCACUAUUAGUAUUUAAAAUUUUUGAAUGGGGGCAUAUAGUUUUGAAUUUGAAUAUAGAAAUGUUUUUUUAUUUAAAGAGAAUUACCAUUAUUGUAUGCAAUGCAUGGAAUAAAGGCAAUCAUCUACCUAA